AUGAAAAACAACAAAAGUAAGGGGGGAAAUAAAAAGAAAGUCGAAACGGCAAAGGGCGGAGGUAUUUCUAAGGAUGCGAAUCCGGACUCCCCAAAAAUUGCCCUCCAAAAUGGGGGCAGUAGAGACGAGCAGAAAGGGGAAUCCAGAGAAGGAACCCAUGAAGAGAUAGCUCAGCAGGAACACCAAAACAAACCUCGCAAUGGUCAUCAAACUGCAGAUGAUAAUUUUGAAGGGGCUAAAAUGAUAAGCGCCAGCCCAUCCUCCGUGUGCGCACCUAUGGAGGUGCCCCCCUCAGGGAAAAAAGUGGAAUACCAAAAAAAGGGAAGCAAUAGGAAGAAGGCUCAAAAAGGAAAGGCGAUCAUCAAAAACCGUGCCACUACCGCUCCCACUACCGCGGGUGAUAUGAAUAGGGGGAGCGAAAAACAAAGCAGUAAUAACAAAAAGAGGAAUAAACCGAGCAGUGGGAGAACCCCCAAAAAGGAUGAACGGAGCGGUGAACAGAACGUCAACCCAGGGGAAGACAGCAAAAAGGGGUUGAAAAAAGAGAUACACCAGGAAGAAAAGAAAAAGAUAAAAGGGGAGAUUUCAUACGAAGGAGCGCCCCCCAUUAACGAACAACCAAUCGUAGGUAGGAACUUAGUGCAAAGUAGCGGAGAAAGAAAAGCCGCAAUCAUCUCACCAGAUCACGAAAUUUUGGAGAGCGAAGCCAAAAGUGGAGCAGGUAAAAAGUGUGAUGACCCCCACGUGGACUCGGAAAAUGCCAAGGAAGUGAAAAUAAAUGCAAAUAAAAAGAGGAAAAUAAGCAAAAAAGGCGAAGCGGACGAUCAAAGCGAAACGAGCAAGAAAGGCGAAGGGGGCGGGAAAAGCGGAACGACCAAAAAAGGUGCAGCAAGCGGGCAAAACAAAACGAAUGAACAAGACGAAACGACCAAGCAGCGCGAAAGGAAGGACGACGAUGGAACCACUUUACAGCCCGACACGAUCAGUGACGAACGUAAGGGCCCCCCCGAGACAACCACCUUGAUCGAAAAAAACCAAAAAAAAACUGCCAGCAAAAGCGAAGCGGAAAAUAAACCAAAAGGAGCCAAAAUUACCCUCAGCGAAGAGGAAACAAAAGAAAAAAUUUACAAAUAUAUGAAGCAAACGAAUAGACCCUACUCAGUCAUUAAUGUGUACGACAACCUACACGGCACCAUCAGCAAAAACGUCGUCCAAAAACUGAUGGACGAAUUAAGUACAGAAAAAAAACUGCAGUGUAAGGAGUAUGGGAAAGCCAAAGUAUAUCUGGUCAAUCAAAGGGAAUUUAAAAGCCUAAAUAUGCAAGAAAUGGGGAAAUUAAAAAAGGACAUUGAAUUGAUAAGAGAGCAGACUGAAGUGGCCAAAAAUGAUCUUAACCAUUUUGUAAAAAUAAAAAAAAAGUUAAUUCAAGAUUUAGAACUUGUGGAAAAUGUAGAUAAAUACAAAAAAGAGUUCCAGCUAGUGGAGGAAGAAAUAAAAAUGUACGAGAAGGCAAACAAAGCAUGCAAGCUAACUUCGGACGAAAUUGACCUGAUUAAAAACAAGCAUGGCUACUUGCACGCCAUGUGGCUCAAGAGGAAAAGGCUCUGCGUGGAAAUCAUUAAGUGCGUUGCCACCUUAACGGAUAAGGACUCCAGGGGCGUCAUCUUCCACUUGGGCAUCGACGUCGACGAGGACGUGGUCCCGCCCAGCUUGUACUCCUAG
Plasmodium inui San Antonio 1 is the source of this 1722-nucleotide messenger RNA. RefSeq lists its product as hypothetical. Gene Ontology annotation, cellular component: condensed nuclear chromosome; DNA recombinase auxiliary factor complex. Gene Ontology annotation, molecular function: double-stranded DNA binding; recombinase activator activity. NCBI's taxonomy places the organism in Eukaryota, Apicomplexa, Aconoidasida, Haemosporida, Plasmodiidae. The record is from RefSeq and is a predicted model, not a curated record. Gene Ontology annotation, biological process: homologous chromosome pairing at meiosis; meiotic joint molecule formation; meiotic strand invasion involved in reciprocal meiotic recombination. The transcript has a single exon. The coding region runs from base 1 to 1722 and encodes 573 amino acids.